AUGAGGACCCAGAAGGUGCCAGCUACUCUGCUGCUGUUGCUCUUUGCAAUAGAAGCCCUUGACGCCAACAGAAGAAAACAAAAAGAGAAGAUCAUGCCAACCAUCAUCAACAUAUGUGACAUAAACGACCGAGACUCCAAAGUACACUGCUACUGCGAGCUCAGUCAAGAAAUCAACGAAGCAGUCAAAACUGAAUGCUGGGUCUUCAACGGAGGCAUUGAAAAAACUGACCCUUUAUGGACAAGCUUCACCUCUCAGUCCAACAUAGAAACAUUAGCUUUCAAUGUAAGAGCAGACGGCGGACUAGAUUUCGUCCCCUCAAAAGUAUUCAGAUACACAAGAAAGCUGAAAAACUUUAGCAUAAAAUUCAGCUCUAUACCAAAAAUAGACAGUUACACGUUUGCGAAUCUAACAGCAAUACAAGAAAUGACGCUAACAAAGAAUCAAAUAAUAUAUUUAAGUAAACACUCGUUUUAUAACCUACCUAAUCUAACAGUUCUCACCUUAGACGAGAAUAGAAUAAAAGAACUAGUGACAGAGACAUUUUUAGAUCUUCCAGCUUUACAGAAACUGUACCUUACUAGUAAUAAUAUAACUGUAAUACAAGACGGAGCAUUCAGGAGUCUUGUGAACUUGCUAGAGCUAGAGUUGGAUAGGAAUAAUAUAAGCGAGCUAAGGAAAGAAUGUUUCGAUGGACUCGCCAAUCUCAAACGGUUAGAUUUGAGGAGGAAUAAAAUUGCAACAUUGAAUUCCUUCACGUUCAUCGAGCUUUGGAACCUGCAUUCUUUGUUGCUGGACUACAAUGAAAUUAAUAUGUUGGCGCAAAGGACGUUCGACGGAUUGUCGCAACUGAGAAAGUUGAGUCUAAGUCACAACAAGCUGGUAACUUUGACCGGUGGGCUAUUCGAAGGGGUGAGGGGUCUAGCCGCCUUAGAUCUUAGGCAUAAUAAACUAAGAAGAUUCACUUACGACAACAUUCGACCCGUCUACGAUAAUCUCAAGAACCAAAAUAGCUACAUCUAUUUAGAUGGGAAUGAAUUCACCUGCGACUGUCACCUGGCGUGGAUGCAUAAGCUUCGGCACGAAGCUAAGAGCGUCAAAGUACGGACGUCUCUCGAAAAUUUCGUCUGCAAAUUCACCAUCGAUCCAGUGCUGAAUUCACACUUCAGCUACUAUGAACGUAGCGUGAUAAACUCAAACAAUUUGUACGAAACUGACGACAAGAGUCAAACAAAAGAUUACUCGGAUAAUUCUGACGAUAUAUUUCAUGACGAAAUAGAUGAUGCUUACGCAGACGAACCGAAAUUGGCAAGGAAGGAAAACGAGAAAACUCUCCUUCAAAUCCCCGUUGAGUUGCUGCCGUGUCCUCAAGACGUCAAAACUGUUACAGAUAGAACCUACACUUAUCCUUCUCAAAACGAAGCAAAGGAUUACAGAAAUCUCAUCCAAUCGUCGACGUCAGCCGCAAACGAUAUUAGCCUUUCUGUUUUCCUGUUUACCAUUUCGUUUCUCCUAAGAUAUUAAUGGGCCACUCAAUAUAAAA
Messenger RNA from Ostrinia furnacalis (Asian corn borer), 1543 nucleotides. RefSeq names its product connectin. Lineage: Eukaryota; Metazoa; Arthropoda; Insecta; Lepidoptera; Crambidae. The transcript has 2 exons. Gene Ontology annotation, molecular function: protein binding. Bases 1 to 1524 code for a protein of 507 amino acids. The record is from RefSeq and is a predicted model, not a curated record.